Messenger RNA from Coffea eugenioides, 941 nucleotides. RefSeq names its product putative protein TPRXL. The transcript is spliced from 4 exons. Bases 2 to 832 code for a protein of 276 amino acids. The record is from RefSeq and is a predicted model, not a curated record. NCBI's taxonomy places the organism in Eukaryota, Viridiplantae, Streptophyta, Magnoliopsida, Gentianales, Rubiaceae.
CAUGCCAAAUCCCCCAACUUCACAGAUGACCACCGGCCUCCUCCUCUUCCUCCUCCUCACCUCCGCCCUCCUUCUCACCUCCUCCGGCGCCACAACAACAAAACUGUCACCUUCACCUCCAUCUUCGUCUCCACCUCCUCCGCAUUCUAGAAAAGCAGCACGUUCUCCGCCACGAUCACCUCCUGCACCACCACCACCAGCAGCUCCGGCGAACUGUUCUGACGAACUGGUCUCCUUCUCAAAGUGCCUGCCGUACACUUCUUCAUCUCCGAACAACACCUCCAAUUCACCUUCUCGUCAGUGCUGCAAUGACGUCAUUUCCGCAUUUACCACCGGCGGCGCCGUCUGCUUCUGCUAUCUCAUUCAAAAGCCUAACCUCCUCGGGUUCCCUCUCAACUCCACCAAAGUCCUCUCUCUUACCUCUCUUUGUCCGACGAGAGAUCAUGGAACCAAGACUAACUUCUCCCUUACUUCUCUAUGUUCCGGAACACGUACUCUGCCUCCUUUAAAGAGCAUUACAAGUCCCGAUCACUCAUCACCACGCUUAUCUGGUCCUGUGAACCGUCCAACACCUCCUGCAAUCAACUUCACACAAGGCUCAGAGGAGUCGACUGCUGAUUCAGAUAGUCCAGCACCUUCCUAUUCAGACACUUCCGUACCUGCCGAUUCAGACACUCCAGCCGCUCCUGAUGGAUCGCAUCCAGAACCAAGGUUAGCACCACGUCUACCCUCAUGGAGACCUUUUUCCACUAGUGGUACCAAUAGCAAGUCUGGCUGGUUGCUCGCUCUCAUCAUGGUUGUUGCGGACGUUGUUGUUCCUACAUUGACUUGAUAUACGUAGCUCUCAUCUUGAUUAAUAUCUUGAUUGUAUAGAAUAGUUCCACAAGGUGAGUAUAGCAACAAUUGCACAGCUAAGGUGAAUUGUAUGGCAGGCAAAUUCU